This is a messenger RNA of Punica granatum (pomegranate), 1374 nucleotides long. Lineage: Eukaryota; Viridiplantae; Streptophyta; Magnoliopsida; Myrtales; Lythraceae. The record is from RefSeq and is a predicted model, not a curated record.
UCCCUCUUGCUUUGUAAUUAUCGCAUUCUGCUCCUUCACUUCUAUAUAUUCCUUCUCCAUAUUCGAUUUCAUAAUGGCCGCGCUCAACGUGAGGUCCGUCAAAACCGUAGCGGAAAACCCAAACCUUACCCACAUUCCGCCCAUGUACGCCUUCCAGACUCUCUCCAGAUCCGUCGACCAGAAGAUUUCUGGUGAUGGAGCCGGGGAAGAUGAAGACCCGAUCCCCAUCAUUGAUUUAUCCCUUCUGACCUCGGGCGCUCAUGAUCAACGCUCGGCAGUCAUGCAAGACCUUGGAAACUCAUGCCAAGAAAAGGGCUACUUCAUGGUGAUCAACCAUGGGAUCGAUGAGGGCCUGAUGAACAAAAUGAUAGAUAGCUGCAGUCAGUUCUUCGAUCUGGAGCAGGAGGAGAAGAGGCAAUACGAAGGGAAGCACACAUUGGACCCGAUCAGUUAUGGCACCAGCGUAGAUGCUUCCGUCACGGAAGUUUUUUUCUGGAGGGAUUAUCUUAGGGUCUUAGUUCACCCAGAGUUUCACUCUCCAACCAAACCUUCAGGGUUCAGUGAAGUGCUAGCUGAGUUCACUAAAGCGGUCCGACGAGUGGUGAGGGAUCUACUUGGAGGAAUAUCGGAGAGCUUGGGGCUGGACUCUUGUUAUAUAGACAGAGCUAUGGAUCUUGAAUCGAGCCUACAGUUGUUCGGCGUAAAUCUAUACCCCCCUUGUCCACAGCCUGAGCUCGCGAUGGGCUUGCCUCCUCACACUGACCACGGCCUAUUAACUGUGCUCAUGCAGAAUGCGGUCAAUGGGCUUCAAGUUCAACACAAGGGCAAGUGGGUCGAUGCAAAUAUUAUUUCGGGUGCUUUGUUUGUCAACAUCGGAGAUCACCUUGAGGUUUUGACGAAUGGGAAGUACAAGAGCGUUGUUCACCGUGCAGUUGUGAACAACAAAUCUACAAGAAUUUCGAUCGCUAUGCCACACGGGCCAUCAUUGGACACGGUCGUUAGCCCUGCUGCCGAGCUGCUUGAGAAUGGAUGCCCCCGGGCAAAUUAUACAGGGAUGAAAUACAAGGAUUACCUCGAGAUUCAACAUAAGAGCAAGCUCCGUGGAAAAACCCGUCUAGAUCUUUUAAAGAUAUGACCUGAAUUAUCUUAAAGAGUUUUCUUUAUUUAGCUAAAGUAUGGACCCUGUCCUAUGAAGUGAUUAUAUUGUGGUCCUUUAGAUUUGCGAAAUUACUAAUGAGUUGAUGAUGCAUGCGAUGUAGAUUUCAAAAGUCGAACCGGAAUAUUAAGACUAAAUUUAUGAUAUCUUAGUUGGAAUUGUUGGUUGCCUUGAAAUAGGCUAUUUGUUAAUCUUAAUAUCGGGAGCCUUUCAUAUCA